Molecule: messenger RNA, 5330 nt
Organism: Scomber scombrus (Atlantic mackerel)
Lineage: Eukaryota; Metazoa; Chordata; Actinopteri; Scombriformes; Scombridae
Gene: pola1
Product: polymerase (DNA directed), alpha 1
Exons: 38
Coding region: 74-4486 (1470 amino acids)
Biological process (GO): DNA replication; lagging strand elongation; mitotic DNA replication initiation
Cellular component (GO): alpha DNA polymerase:primase complex
Molecular function (GO): DNA replication origin binding; purine nucleotide binding; pyrimidine nucleotide binding
Source: RefSeq, a predicted model, not a curated record
GUGAUUUGGCGCGGACUGUCCUGUUGUUGUGUUUCUGUCAGCGACAAAACGAUAAAGACAGAGAGUUAAACUUAUGGCUCCGGUAUCAAACCCAGACAAAGACAUGGACGGCGAUGAUGGAGGAGAUGUCUGUGGUUUGGCCAAGUCUCGCUCCAGACGGGAGAAGAAAGAGAAGGUGGGGAGGAAGUCUGCUCUGGAGCAGCUCAAGAAAGUCAAGAAGGGAGAGAAGAUAAAAUAUGAGGUGGAGGAGUUUGCCAGUGUGUAUGAGGAGGUGGAUGAGGAGCAGUACUCGAAGAUGGUCCGUGACAGACAAGAGGAUGACUGGAUUAUCGAUGAUGAUGGAACAGGAUAUGUGGAGGACGGAAGAGAAAUCUUUGAUGACGAAUUGCAUGAUGAUGUAGUAGAAAAAAACAAAGGAAAAGUGGGAGCCAAGAGAGAAGACUUGAAGAAAAAUGUGAAAAAAGCUGCCGUAGCAAAGCCCAACAGCAUUAAGAGCCUAUUCAUGAACAGUAAUGUUAAGAAGCAAGCUGAGAAAGACGUGGACCUGUCCAAAGACGACCUAUUAGGAGAUAUCUUACAGGACCUGCACUCUGAGAAACCGAGUCUUCUCACUCCUCCACCAGUCGUCACUCUGAAGAAAAAGAAGUCUGUUGGAUCACCCAUGAAUCCAUUCUCCAUCAAACCUCAGAUGCCAAAGGAGUCACCCUCAGCUACAGGGUUAAAGGCUAAAGUGAUCCGUCCACCACCUCCUGACCCAACCCCAAGGCCAUCAGCCCGCCGUCCUUCUUCUACACCUGUUCUUACUGUGGAGAAGGAGAGAACAGAAGCAGAGGAGGUAGAUGAAGAGAAAGGGAAUGAUGCUCUAGCAUUUGAUGGGGUGGACUUUGAUGAGCCGAUGGAGGUUGGGCUUGAGGAGGAAAAGCCUGAAGUUAGAGAAGAAUCUAAAACAGCAGCAUCAGCAGCUGCAGUUAAAGUGGAGCCCAAAGUGGAGCUUCAGGACCCUGUCCUCAUAUCCAGCAGGAUUGGAAGUUCUUGGGGACAAGAGGAGGAGAGCGAAGUCAGUGAGGCUCCAGCAGAGGUACAGGUGGACUCCAGCAAACUCCCGCUGGCGGAAGGGCCUGACGGAGAGCAGGUUUUCAGAUUCUAUUGGUUGGAUGCGUUUGAAGACCCAUUUAACCAACCAGGUGUGGUGUACCUGUUUGGAAAGGUGUGGAUCGAGUCAGCCAAGUCUCACGUCAGCUGCUGCGUGUCCGUUAAGAACAUUGAGCGGACCAUGUACUUCCUGCCUCGUGAAUAUAAAGUGAACCCCAAGACUGGAGAGGUGUCGGACACACCCGUGGGACUGAUGGAUGUUUACCAGGAGUUCAAUGAGCUCUCUGAGAAGUUCAAGAUCAUGAAGUUCAAGUCCAAGAAAGUAGAUAGGAACUAUGCCUUUGAAAUACCUGAUGUGCCUACUCAGUGCGAGUACCUGGAAGUCAGAUAUUCUGCUGAGUUCCCUGCGCUGCCUUCUGACCUUAAGGGGGCGACCUUUUCCCAUAUUUUUGGAACCAACACCUCCAGUCUGGAGCACUUCCUUCUCAGCAGGAAGAUUAGAGGGCCAUGCUGGCUGGACAUCAAGACACCACAGCUGAUGAACCAGCCAGUCAGCUGGUGUAAGGUGGAGGCUAUGGCCCUGAGGAGUGACCUGGUCACUGUGGUCAAAGACUUGUCACCACCACCCAUUACCGUCAUGUCCAUCAGCCUCAAGACUGUCCAGAACCCCAAAACACAUCAAAACGAGAUUGUUUCCCUGGCUGCACUUGUUCACUAUCGGUUUCACAUGGAUAAAGCUCCACCUCAGCCUCCCUACCAGUCACAUUUCUGUGUGAUCAGUAAACCUACUGACUGUAUCUUCCCGUACGACUUUAAAGACGCUGUGAAGAAGAAAAAUGGAAAAGUGGAGAUAGCUGCUACAGAGAGGACUCUGCUCGGCUUCUUUCUGGCCAAGAUGCACAAAAUUGAUCCUGAUGUGCUUGUGGGUCACGACAUCUUUGGUUUUGACCUGGAAGUGCUUCUCCAGCGCAUCAAUGUGUGCAAAGUUCCCCACUGGUCUAAGAUCGGACGCCUCAGGAGGGCCAACAUGCCCAAAUUAGGGGGUCGUGGCUCUUUUGCAGAGAAGAGCGCCACCUGCGGCCGUCUGGUGUGUGAUGUCGAGAUCUCAGCUAAAGAGCUGAUUCGCUGCAAAAGUUACCAUCUGACCGAACUGGUCGCACAGUUGCUGAAGACGGAGAGAGUUACAGUCCCUCAAGAAGAUAUCAAGAAUCUAUACAGCGACUCCCCUCACCUGCUCUACCUGCUGGAGCUGACAUGGACAGACGCCAAGCUAAUCCUCCAGAUCAUGUGUGAGCUCAACGUGCUGCCACUGGCCCUGCAGAUCACCAACAUCGCUGGCAACGUCAUGUCUCGUACUCUGAUGGGUGGCCGCUCUGAAAGGAAUGAGUUCCUGUUGCUUCACGCCUUCCAUGAUAAGAACUACAUUGUCCCUGACAAACCCUCCUUCAAAAAGGCCCAACUGGAGAUGGGUGAGGGAGAGGAAGAUGUGAAUGCAGGGAAAGGCAAGCGUAAGAAGAAGGCAGCCUAUGCUGGAGGUCUGGUGCUGGAUCCUAAAGUUGGUUUCUAUGACAAGUUUGUGCUGCUGCUCGACUUCAACAGCCUGUAUCCGUCUAUCAUCCAGGAGUUCAACAUCUGCUUCACCACUGUGCAGAGGGAGGCUCACAAUGCACAGAAGAAGAAUGAGGAGGAUGAGUCUGAAGAGAUUCCUGAGGUUCCAGAUUCCAGCCUGGAAAUGGGAAUCCUGCCCAAGGAAAUCAGGAAGCUGGUGGAGAGACGUAGACAGGUCAAACAGCUGAUGAAACAGCAAGACAUCAACCCGGACCUCUACCUGCAGUAUGAUAUCCGUCAGAAGGCUCUGAAGCUGACUGCUAACAGUAUGUAUGGAUGCCUGGGAUUCAGCUUCAGUCGCUUCUACGCCAAGCCGCUGGCUGCCCUGGUCACACACAAGGGUAGAGAGAUUCUGAUGCACACAAAAGAUAUGGUUCAGAAGAUGAAUCUGGAAGUCAUUUACGGAGAUACUGACUCCAUCAUGAUCAACACCAACAGCAAGUCCCUGGAAGAAGUCUUUAAGCUGGGCAAUAAGGUGAAGGCCGAAGUAAACAAACUGUACAAACUACUGGAGAUCGACAUUGAUGGCGUGUUUAAGUCACUUUUAUUGCUGAAGAAGAAGAAAUAUGCAGCCCUUGUGGUGGAGCAGCAUGGCGAAGGCCGCUUCAGCGUCAAGCAGGAGCUCAAAGGGUUGGACAUUGUCCGCAGAGAUUGGUGUGACCUGGCCAAGGAGUGCGGCAACUACGUGAUUGGUCAGAUCUUGUCGGACCAGACUCGUGAUGUCAUUGUGGAGAACAUCCAAAAACACUUGGUGGAGGUGGGAGAGAAGGUAGCAAGCGGAACCAUACCACUCAACCAGUAUGAGAUAAACAAGGCACUGACGAAAGAUCCUCAGGACUAUCCAGAUAAGAAGAGCCUCCCUCAUGUGCAUGUGGCUCUGUGGAUUAACUCCCAGGGCGGACGCCGAGUCAAAGCUGGAGAUACAGUCUCUUACAUCAUCUGCAAGGACGGCUCCACGCUAGCAGCCAGUCAGAGAGCCUACAGUCUAGAGCAGCUCCAGAAGCAGGAAGGUCUCAGUCUGGACACUCAGUACUACUUGGCCCAGCAGGUCCACCCUGUUGUGUCCCGUAUCUGCGACCCCAUUGAGGGUAUCGAUAGCGUGCUCAUAGCCACGUGGCUGGGUCUGGACCCCGGUCAGUUCCGGACUCAACAGCAGUACCAGAGAGAGGAAGAGACGGAUGGCAUGCUGGGAGCUCCGGUCCAGCUGACUGAUGAGGAGCGCUACAAAGACUGUGAGAGGUUUACUUUCACCUGUCCUCAGUGUGGCACUGACAACAUCUACGACAACGUCUUCGAAGGAGCUGGAUCAAAGUUGGAGCCCAGCUUGAUGCGCUGCUGUCACAUCCCCUGCAGUAGCCGCCCCAUCGACUACGUCGUCAACAUCAGCAACAAAUUGCUUCUUGACAUCCGCCGGCACAUCAAAAAAUACUACUCUGGCUGGUUGGUGUGUGAGGACCAGGCCUGUCAGAACAGGACCAGACGUUUGCCCAUUGCCUUCUCCCGCCACGGACCCAUCUGCCCUGCCUGCACCAGAGCGACUCUGAGACCCGAGUACUCAGAGAAGGCCCUCUACAACCAGCUGUGCUUCUACAGGUUCAUCUUUGACUGGGACUACGCUGUUGCCAAAGUACUACAGGGUGAUGAGAAAAAAUCUAUUUCCCGGAUGAACGUAGAAAAGGACGUGUAUCGGAAGCUGAAAGAAGUACCGGACAAAGCACUCGCCACCAGUGGGUACUCGGAGAUUAACCUGGCCAAACUCUUCCAGGCCUUCUCCUCCCUCAAGUAAAAACAACACAUACACCUGUAAAGAAAAACCUGCAGAGAGGCUCCAACAUCCGACUCCAAUUCAGGGCGUCUGUACAUGAUUUGCACAUUUGACAUCUGUUUCUGGUUGAUAAGGUGACUUUUAAGGUUUGAUCUCCUAACUUCUAUAUCUCUGUAUCUAAUGGGCCUGUUAUAUGGCUUCAAACCCAAUCACACCUCUCCCCCCUCCUUCACUUUCUUCACAUACACACACGCGCUCAUGUCUUGACCCCAUCAUCCUCACUCUGUAUGGUAAAAGGGGAGUAGCAAUCAUACCUAAAUGACAGUCUAUUGUGUGUGUGAGUGUGUGUAGGUUAGCUGUGCCCAGGUGUGUGUGUGAGUGUGCAAAAAUGACUUAUCCUCAGAGCAGCCGGUAUAUUCCAAAAGCCGCUAAUUAGCCAAUGAUAGUGACCUCGGCCACUAAGACCACUGGACGCCUGCAGCGAUCGGACACUUGUUCUGAUUACCACCAUUCAUCCCGUGUGUGUGUGUGUGUGUGUGUGUGUGUGUGUGUGUGUGUGUGUGUGUGUGUGUGUGUGUGUGUGAUGAAAGAAAAGACUAAGGAGGAUGCAGGGAGUAACGGGGUGAAGGAGGCCACACGUGCUGCUCCCUCGCUCUUUUGUCUCCAUAUCGAACAGCUGAUCUCCUUCUCCUCCACCGCGUCUGUUUAACUGAUGUCAUUUCGUUCCUUCCACUCCUUUUUUUUUUUUUUUUCUCUGCUCCCUCCUCUGGUUGUAUUGUGUUUUAAUGCUUGUAAUUUUCUAUGUAAUGAUUUUUUUUUUGUGUGAGUAAUGACUAGAAUAUUUCGUAUUGGGUAUUUUGAUAUU